Molecule: messenger RNA, 2388 nt
Organism: Xiphophorus hellerii (green swordtail)
Lineage: Eukaryota; Metazoa; Chordata; Actinopteri; Cyprinodontiformes; Poeciliidae
Gene: slc28a1
Product: solute carrier family 28 member 1
Exons: 18
Coding region: 256-2301 (681 amino acids)
Biological process (GO): nucleoside transmembrane transport
Cellular component (GO): plasma membrane
Molecular function (GO): nucleoside:sodium symporter activity
Source: RefSeq, a predicted model, not a curated record
ACUCCUUCAAAAGUUGAAAAGUUGAAAAAAAUAACAACUUUCCAUGAUUCAUCAUUUACGUUCAUCUUAUCAUUUAUUGUUUUGGUAAUUUGGUCAGUUAAAAACACAGUCAGCAUGAUGUGCAAUCAUGUGUUGUUUUGUAAGCUCCAUUCUGUCAUUUUCGCCAAGUGACGCUGAUUCUAACCUCUGACUCGCACCUCCUAAAAAAGCAGUAAAAAAGGAGAAAAGAAAUCAUGCCUGUUAAUUAAUAAUAGCAUGCUUCCAGGGCAGAGUAUAUUUCCUGGAGGUGUGUUUUACAGUCCAGCAUUUGACAGCUCGGUUUGGGAGGACACAGAAAUGGACGAAAACAGUGUCAAGCUUAAAAAUCUAAGCCAAAACCCUGAAGAUGGCAUCGACAACCAUGCUUAUGAAGUUUUGGAGGAGAAAACUACUGACACAAACAGCAUCAAAAGUCAGCCUGUAAAAUCAGGAAAGAAACUAGGAUCAUACCUCAGUAAGGUUUCCAAGCCAAUUGAUGCCACAGAACGUUACAUCAAGGAUCACUCCAAAAUCUUUAAGUACAUUGUGCUGGGCAUACUCGGAGCAGGAUAUGUGGCGUACUUCAUUGCCGCCUGUGUGCUGAAUUUCCAGAGGGCCAUUGCUCUUGUAGUCCUAACUUGUCUGGCAAUUGCUGCUGUAUCAUACGAACUUGUGAAGAAGCACAAGGGGAAAAGCAUCAGCCGGUGUUUCAAACCCGCAGUUCGAUGCUUCAAAUCCAACCUGAAAUGGCUAAAAUGGGUUUUCAUCCUAGCAGUUGUGGGCCUGCUUGUGGUGUGGCUUGCUUUAGACACAAGAAAACGUCCCCAGCAGCUUAUCUCAUUCGGAGGUGUGUGCAUGUUUAUCGUGCUUCUAUUCCUCUUCUCGGCUCACAGGGCAAUGAUCUCAUGGAGGCCAGUGUUUUGGGGUCUGGGACUGCAGUUCUGUAUUGGACUGUUCAUUAUAAGAACCCAACCAGGUCUUGUAGCCUUCGAUUGGCUUGGAAAACAAGUGCAGAUUUUCCUUGACUACACCAAAGAGGGAUCAUCGUUUGUUUUCGGUGACCUGAUUGGCAACAUUUUUGCCUUUCAAGCUUUACCCAUCGUCGUGUUCUUCAGCAGCAUUAUGUCUGUCCUUUACUUUCUGGGUGCAAUGCAGUGGCUCAUUUUAAAGAUCUCAUGGGCUAUGCAGAUAACGCUGGGAACCUCGCCCACUGAGACCUUAAGCGUGGCAGGAAACAUAUUUGUUGGGCAGACUGAAGCUCCGCUGCUGAUUCGACCCUAUUUGAAGGACAUGACCAAAUCAGAGAUCCAUGCUGUUAUGACUGGUGGUUUUGCUACUAUUGCAGGCAGCGUCAUGGGGGCGUUCAUCUCAUUUGGGAUUGAUGCGUCUUCGUUGAUAUCGGCCUCUGUGAUGGCUGCACCAUGUGCUUUGGCUAUGUCUAAGCUGUCCUAUCCCGAGACAGAAGAGAGUCCGUUUAAUUCAGAAAAGAACAUCAAAGUGGCUGCUGGAGAUGAACAGAACAUUUUGGAGGCUGCUAGCAGUGGUGCAUCUGCAUCUAUAGGCCUUGUUGCUAACAUUGCAGCUAAUCUCAUAGCAUUUCUUGCUAUCCUGGGCUUCAUAAAUAGCGCGUUGAGUUGGCUUGGAGGUAUGGUUGGAUAUCCUGAAAUCACCUUUGAGUUAAUUUGCUCAUAUGUGUUCAUGCCCAUUACCUUCAUGAUGGGAAUACCAUAUGAUGAGAGUUUCACCGUGGCUGAGCUUAUUGGUACAAAGCUCUUCCUCAAUGAGUUUGUCGCUUAUCAGAAGCUGUCGGAUCUGAAGAGUAACAGACUCAAAGGACUUGAUGAAGUGAUUGGAGGCAAAAGAAUGUGGAUAUCUGUUCGUUCGGAGAUAAUUACAACUUAUGCUCUCUGUGGAUUUGCCAAUUUCAGCUCACUCGGCAUUGUGAUUGGAGGCUUGUCUGCCAUAUGCCCACCAAGAAGAAGUGACAUCUCAGCUCUGGUGGUGAGAGCCAUGAUCACUGGGACUUGUGCGUCUCUAGUCAACGCUUGCAUUGCUGGACUCCUCUUUGUUCCCCCACUUGACUGUGUGCAGUUGUUUAAAACGUCUCCCUUCGCUGAUACUGAUGAAAAUAUUAAAAAGUGCUGCCAAGACUUAUUUGAAAGCACCAUAAACAAUGGCACCAUCUGGUUUGAGGAACCUUGGAAUACUGUUCAAAAUGUCACAAUAUUUUUGUCAAACUGUUGCCAGUGUUGUAACAUUAAUGAUGUGUCAGGUUGUAUGUAGACAUGGCCAGCACAAAGAAAAAAAUCCUCAUGAAGUUUGCACUUGCAGCCUUUUAAAGCUGCUAAACUUCCUAUAGCAAAAAAAAAA